This is a messenger RNA of Vigna unguiculata (cowpea), 817 nucleotides long. Its product is annotated as dynein light chain LC6, flagellar outer arm-like protein. Gene Ontology annotation, molecular function: dynein intermediate chain binding. Gene Ontology annotation, cellular component: cytoplasmic dynein complex. NCBI's taxonomy places the organism in Eukaryota, Viridiplantae, Streptophyta, Magnoliopsida, Fabales, Fabaceae. Gene Ontology annotation, biological process: microtubule-based process. The record is from RefSeq and is a predicted model, not a curated record.
UUUUGUCAUGGUAGGACUCUAUGACUGAGUGAGUCACCAGAAUGACAAAAAAUGAGGAGAGAGGGAGUUAUUCAUGAAUGUCCAUUUAUAUAAUGAGUCCAAAAUGUGUGAGGUAGCAGAAGUGAGGACAGAAAAAGUUUUGGUCAUUUGGGUUAUUCCCUCACAAAGGAAAAUUGUGACAUCAUAUAUAGAGUGAUAUGUUAUUGCUAUUGCUCACUUUCUUAGAAAAGAGAAAGGGUGUGAGAAACCAUGUUGGAAGGUAAAGCUGUGAUAGAGGAUACUGACAUGCCCCUCAAGAUGCAGAUCCAAGCCAUGGCAUCUGCUUCUGAAGCUCUUGAUCUCUAUGAUGUUCUGGACUGCACAUCCAUUGCUGCCCACAUUAAAAAGGAGUUUGACACGAAGCAUGGUUCUGGAUGGCAGUGUGUGGUGGGAUCGAGUUUUGGGUGCUUUUUCACCCAUUCCAAGGGAACCUUCGUCUACUUUACCCUGGAGACUCUCAAUUUCCUCAUCUUCAAAGGGGCUUCUGAUCAUAUCUGACUAUAUUUUCAUGCUUGGGGAAUUGGACCCUUUUAAUGUUUCGAAGGAUGCAGUGCAGGGUUAUAAUGAUGUUCUUUUUCAUUUUGUAUAUAACGAUAUAUAAGUUCCUGUUCUUCAGUUCUUCUCUUGCUGCUUUGGAUAAGGUCCUCUUAAAUUUCUCUUCAUAUUGUGGAUAUUAUCAGAAAGAGGAUGCGUCUUGGUUGUACCAGAAAGAAGAUAAAGGAUGAAGUAUUAAUGAAACUGAAAUUAGAUAUGAAAAGAAAGUUCUGGAAUUGGGUCA